AUGAUCACCAGAAGAAGAGGCCGCACCACGAACAACACGGAGGUGCAGUCUUUAGAGGUUGAAGUGGCAGAUAGGGCGGAAACUGACGAAGAUCUCCCAAGUACUUCUGAGGGGUUCCCAGCUGACGAUAUUGACGCCGUUGGAAUAGAGCUAGAGGACCUGUUUGGAAUUGAAGACUUAAAAUGGACACUUGAAAGAGAUACUGCCUCCCCACUCUUCGAUAUUGAGUUGGCUGAUCUUGGUGUGUGCAGUGCCAAGGAUCGAGAUUCCGGGAUUGAAGCUUCAACGGCCUCGUCUCCAGAGAGACUGUCGUCCGACUUGAGGAUCAAGAACCGAGAAAACCAGUCGAGCAACAUGAGCAACAAAAAUGCCAUUGCUGCCAGAUUGAAUCGUCUCAAGAAGAAAGAAUAUGUCAACAGCUUGGAGAAGAAAGUUGGCAUCCUGUCAACAGAAAACAACAUGCUCAAACAGGAAAAUUCUCAGCUGACCAAGAGAGUGGACGAGUUGGAAGAUGAGACCAGGUACCUGAGGGCUGUGCUGGCCAAUGAGAGCAUGUUAGCUCAGCUCUUGUCCAGGCUGAGCGGUGUGAAUGGGAUGAAAUUAUCUUCCUCCCUUUUCCAGGGCCCCGACUCAAACGACCACGACUACGCCUUACCCAGGAAGCGUGUGAAAGUGGAGGAGAAAGAGACAUCUGGUGGCGUGUGUCUGCAUGUGGACAAGAACCACGUCUCAGUGGAGUUCUGCACUAAGUGUGCAGAGAGUGCAAGCACAUCGUUCAAAAUGUAG
Molecule: messenger RNA, 786 nt
Organism: Siniperca chuatsi (mandarin fish)
Lineage: Eukaryota; Metazoa; Chordata; Actinopteri; Centrarchiformes; Sinipercidae
Gene: crebzf
Product: CREB/ATF bZIP transcription factor
Exons: 1
Coding region: 1-786 (261 amino acids)
Biological process (GO): regulation of DNA-templated transcription
Molecular function (GO): DNA-binding transcription factor activity
Source: RefSeq, a predicted model, not a curated record